This is a messenger RNA of Thamnophis elegans (Western terrestrial garter snake), 576 nucleotides long. Its product is annotated as vitelline membrane outer layer protein 1-like. The transcript has 3 exons. Lineage: Eukaryota; Metazoa; Chordata; Lepidosauria; Squamata; Natricidae. The record is from RefSeq and is a predicted model, not a curated record. The coding region runs from base 1 to 576 and encodes 191 amino acids.
AUGGAUCUCUCUGCCAGCACUGCUCUUCUCUUGACUAUCUCCUGCUUCCUGUGGAAUAUAGAAUCUCGACCUCAAAGUCUACAGUAUUCUUCCCUGAUCAGUGUGCCGAAUGGGGGUGGAUGGGGUGAUUGGGGACCGAGCGAGUUUUGCGAUUAUGGCCUUGCUAAGGGCUUCUCCCUGAAGGUGGAAUAUGAGCAAACGGUAGGUGACAAUACAGCUUUGAAUGGAAUCCGCUUGUACUGCAACGAUGGCACAAUACUCGAGUCUAAAGUUGGACCGUGGGGAACCUGGACUCCAAAAAAAAUCUGCAUUGGUGGCUAUCUGGUUUCUUUUUCUCUGAGAGUGGAAGGACUUCGAAAACAUCUUGAUAAUUCAGCAGCUAACAACAUCUGGUUCAAGUGCAGUCAUAGCAAUAUGACCAUAAUGGGCAGUGGCCAUACACGGGGUAAAUUUGGCCCAUGGAGUGAGAGGUGCCCGUUAAAUGGUAUAUGUGGGAUGAGAACACGGGUGCAGGAUAAACAGGGAAUAAUAGGUGAUGACACAGGACUCAAUGAUGUGAUGUUUUUCUGCUGUUAA